Molecule: messenger RNA, 1950 nt
Organism: Tripterygium wilfordii
Lineage: Eukaryota; Viridiplantae; Streptophyta; Magnoliopsida; Celastrales; Celastraceae
Product: bifunctional endo-1,4-beta-xylanase XylA-like
Exons: 3
Coding region: 100-1335 (411 amino acids)
Source: RefSeq, a predicted model, not a curated record
AAAACCUCAUACUUUCCUCAUCAGCCUUUAAAAAGGCCUUGCCUCUUCCAAUUCUCGGAAUUCACAACACCAAUCAAGAGGAAUUCUACUUGAUUACUAAUGGGUGGUCGGAGGAAACAGAGAGGUGAAGACCAUUAUCAAGAAGUUCAUGGGAGGAGGUGGCAGAGCAGGAAGCCACCGCUAGGCACUUGGAAACCGAGUGUACCUUCAUGGGAGAAGAAGUUCUGCGCUUCAGUUGGCUCGGUUUCAUGGCAGAAGCUAAUGGAAAGCCAAAGGUUCAAAAACAUGUAUAAAACUGUGAUUAACUGGGAUGACUCUGCCGUUGAAGAGGCAUUUCACAGUGCUAAAAGUCGGUUUUGGGCACAGAUUAAUGGCCUUCCUUGUGAUAUCUCAUUGCCUGAUCCUGAUAUUUAUAUCGAUGAAAUUGAUUGGGACUCUGUCAUUGACCCAGAGCUGAUUUUGGACUUGGAACGGGAACCCGAGGUUCACGAUCAGACAGAUAAUGGCGAGCAUGUCAUCAUUCUCAGUGAUUCUUUCUUACAGGAACAUUAUUCACUUGUGCCUGUCAUUGGAUGGGGACCAGAGGAGAACUUUCCAAUGCCUACCAAUUAUGAGUUAGAUCCACAACUUGGGAAUGACAGCCAGAACUUGGAUGGUAACAAGAAUCAAUGGGAACCCAAUUGGGGUGAGAAUAUUAAUGAACGUGAGUAUGGUUGGAACAAUUCAUGGGCACAGAAUCAGCUGGAGAAUAAUUUGUUGAACAAGAACUAUGAUGGGUCGAAGAACAUGGAUUGUGGAACUGGAUGGGGACUUAGUUGGAGCGGUUCAUUGGAACAGAACCGGCUGGGGAAUAACGUUGAUUUGUUGAACAAGAACUAUAAUGAGUCGAAUAACAUGGAUCGUGGAACUGGAUGGGGACUUAGUUGGAGCGGUUCCUUGGAACAGAAUCGGCUGGAGAGUAAUGGUGAUUUGUUGAAUAAGAACUCUAACAAGUCAAAGAACGUGGAUCAAGGAGCUUUUGGAGCCGGAUGGGGAUAUGUUUGGAAUGACUCAUGGGGACAAAACCAGCUAGAGAAUAAGGAUGCUGUGUGGAACAAGAACUAUAAUGAACCAAAGAAUGCGGGUCGUGGAACUGUUAGAGACUGGGGAAUGAAGGACCGAGAGGGGAAGAAAAGAGAAGGCACUGGAUGGAACAUGUCGAGGUAUAAGACAUCCCGAUUUCAUGGUAAUGAACAUAGUACAGAUCGCGGAUGGAGGACUGGAAGAUGGCAAGGGAAGCUUAAUUUUGCUUAUGAGCAACCACAUAGAAACCAAAUGCCCCAUACAAAUCAGUGAACUGGAGUGAACUAUUAUGGGCCAAUGAACCAGAGCCAUCGUUGGGAAAGCAGGAACCUGUGCAGUUUUGAGAAGCAAAUUUUGCAAGCAAGAGCCUAUACCGUUGUAGGCAGUUUCUUAUACUCAAGUAAGUGUUAAAAUCAUUAGUGUUCUAUAUAAACAUCGGCAUGCCCAAGUAAUUACAAGAUAAGGAUUGGCAUGCCCAAGUAAUUACAUGAUAAGGAUGAUAUGCUGCUGUGCGAUGACAGUGUAUCAUGUAGCCUGUGUUGCAGUUUUGUCAGUUGAUCUGGAGAACUCAUUUGGGGUUCUGAGUAUGUCUUGUAGUGUUAAGAGGGAGAGUCUGCUGCAUUUGAAAGGUUGGCAGUCGUUCGUUACUGUAAAAAACAUUUGUUCAUUGUUUCCAGAAUUAUCAGGACAAUAAUAAUAAAGGGUCAUAUAUAAGUAACAUUGUCAGGUGCAGUGGAGAAGACUGUAAACUCAUUACAGGAGUGAUUUACUCCUCAAGUUUGUUGAAAGAUUUGGCCUUGUCCUUUAAAAGUUCAUCAUCUCAUCUUGUUUUUCCCAGAAACUAAAUGAAGCUCUCCUUGUUUAAUUAUCAUCAAUGGCUUGGCCCUA